UUCCCAGCCUACCUUGAAAAAUACAUCGGCGCUCCGGCUUCUCGUCGCUCCCCGCACCUUUCAGCCCUUUGCCUGCCAACUUCUCCCAGCCGGAGGAUGCGGUAGCCGGCCCCCGCGCGCAGCAUCGGCCCUCCUCCGCGACGUUUGGCGUUUGGUCAGACGCUGCUCAGACGAUUGGCUCGGUAACUUUGGGAUUGCCUUGUGUUUCUUUUUUUUUUCCUUUUUUUUUUUUAACCUUUUUCUUUUUGUGGGUGUCUUGGAUUGCCUUGACGCACGGAACGAAGACGCGGAGGAUCGACGCGGAGGAGAGGAGAGGAGAGGAGAGAGAGAGGAGAAAGGAGGGGGAGAGGGAAACACAGGAGAAGCCUCCAUGUUUCAGCUGCCCAUCUUGAAUUUCAGCCCCCAGCAGGUCGCCGGGGUCUGCGAGACUCUGGAGGAGAGCGGGGACGUGGAGCGCCUGGGCCGCUUCCUCUGGUCGCUGCCCGUCGCGCCCGCGGCCUGCGAGGUCCUCAACAAGAACGAGUCGGUGCUGAGGGCCCGCGCCGUCGUCGCCUUCCACACCGGCAAUUUCCGUGAACUCUACCACAUCCUGGAGAACCACAAGUUCACCAAAGAGUCGCACACGAAGCUGCAGGCGCUGUGGCUGGAGGCGCACUACCAGGAGGCGGAGAAGCUGCGGGGCCGUCCGCUGGGCCCGGUGGACAAAUACAGGGUGCGCAAGAAGUUCCCCCUGCCCCGAACCAUCUGGGACGGAGAGCAGAAAACCCACUGCUUCAAGGAGAGAACCAGGCACUUGCUAAGAGAAUGGUACUUGCAGGAUCCCUACCCGAACCCCAGUAAAAAGCGGGAGCUUGCACAGGCGACUGGACUUACACCCACACAAGUAGGAAACUGGUUCAAAAACCGCAGACAAAGAGACAGAGCGGCGGCUGCAAAGAACAGGCUCCAGCAGCAGGUCCUGUCCGGCGGCUCGGUUCGCUCCCUGGCCGACGAGGACGGCACCGUGGACCGCCUGGGGAACUCGUCCAGUCCGGAGGCCAGUCUGUCCAGCAAGGCGGCCGCCUCGGCCAUCUCCAUCACCUCCAGCGACAGUGAAUGUGACAUCUGACGGCCGCGGCCAGGGUGUGAACCGAUUCCAGACAGGGGAGCGAGUGAAAGACAAUCUAAUAAAACAAGUCAUAGUGCCUGCGUUGAGUUACACACACACACACACACACACACACACACACACACACACACACACACACACACACACACACACACAGAUCCACUGAUAUUUGACGGCUGCCAAAACACGAGGGGGAUCUGUGAUCUGCGGCGUCCUUCUCCUCUUAGGCCUAUACUUCUGUUUUUGCUUUUUACCCACGCGUGGAUAACUGAACUUAAUACGGACGAGACGCGUUUCACGGACUAAUAAACCGACGCUUCGAGAUGAGAUGUGAAAAAAAGAAGAAAAAAAUGAAACAAGAAAAAAAAAAAAAAAGGAAAAGGGAUGAAGGGCAUCCAAACGCGCCUAACCUGCUGUUCUCUGUGGGUAUUUCAUGUUGAAAAGAACUGUGAUAUUUUUACUUUACUUUCAAAGUUUUAUAAAUAAUGUUUAUUUGCCUAUUUAAAACGAUCUGCUCUGUCUCUUUGAAUUUCAUAUUCAUUUGCUUGGUGUUUUUAAUACUUACCUUGUACACAGGUAAACCUGUUGAGCAUGCGCGCUUUAGUGACCAUGUGUUUCAGUAAAAGAAAAAAAAAGUAAAGAUAACUUAAUAAAAUAAUUGUUG
Messenger RNA from Salarias fasciatus (jewelled blenny), 1772 nucleotides. It is a transcript of the gene six6a, whose product is annotated as SIX homeobox 6a. Gene Ontology annotation, biological process: regulation of transcription by RNA polymerase II; eye development. The transcript is spliced from 2 exons. Gene Ontology annotation, molecular function: RNA polymerase II cis-regulatory region sequence-specific DNA binding; DNA-binding transcription factor activity, RNA polymerase II-specific. Gene Ontology annotation, cellular component: nucleus; transcription regulator complex. The record is from RefSeq and is a predicted model, not a curated record. NCBI's taxonomy places the organism in Eukaryota, Metazoa, Chordata, Actinopteri, Blenniiformes, Blenniidae. Bases 371 to 1108 code for a protein of 245 amino acids.